This is a messenger RNA of Mizuhopecten yessoensis (Yesso scallop), 4377 nucleotides long. RefSeq names its product serine/threonine-protein kinase Nek8-like. NCBI's taxonomy places the organism in Eukaryota, Metazoa, Mollusca, Bivalvia, Pectinida, Pectinidae. The record is from RefSeq and is a predicted model, not a curated record. Gene Ontology annotation, molecular function: ATP binding; protein kinase activity. The coding region runs from base 124 to 2184 and encodes 686 amino acids. The transcript has 17 exons. Gene Ontology annotation, biological process: protein phosphorylation.
AGACGCAUACCAUUGCCGAAUGUCAACAUUAUCAUCAUGAAAAGUGUUGUCCUGAAAUUAGUAUUGUGCGCUGAUGGUUUUUCACGGAUUGCUGGUUCGAAGUCACAGUAGCCUUGAUUUAUAAUGGAGAAAUAUGAAAAGAUCCGUGUCGUCGGGAGAGGAGCGUAUGGGAUUGUCCACCUUUGUCGGCGGUUGGCGGACAAGAAGCUGGUCAUCAUCAAACAGAUCCCCGUGGAACAGAUGACCAAAGAGGAACGGCAAGCUGCUCUCAAUGAGGUGAAGGUCCUCUCCAUGCUGUCGCAUCCAAACAUCAUACAGUACUUUGAAAACUUCCUCGAGGACAAGGCUCUCAUGAUCGCCAUGGAGUACGCUCAAGGGGGAACACUGAGUGAGGUGCUACAACAGAGGAACAACAACUUACUAGAUGAAGAGGACAUACUGAAGUAUUUCGCCCAGAUGUUACUGUCCCUACAACACGUACACUCCAAGCAGAUCCUGCACCGAGACCUGAAGACACAGAACAUCCUGCUGGACAGGAGGAAGGAGGUGGUCAAGAUUGGUGACUUUGGUAUAUCUAAAGUACUCAGCAGCAAGAGUAAGGCAUACACGGUAGUGGGAACACCUUGCUACAUUUCUCCAGAACUUUGUGAAGGAAAGCCCUACAACCAAAAGAGUGACAUAUGGGCCCUGGGGUGUGUGCUGUAUGAACUGGCCAGUCUUAAAAAGGCCUUUGAAGCAGCGAAUCUCCCAGCUUUGAUCCUGAAGAUUAUGCGAGGGACUUUCGCGCCAAUAUCAGAGACAUACAGUGAAGAGUUGCGGUCCUUGAUCUUAAGUAUGCUUCACCUGGACCCAAACAAACGACCACAUAUCAAUCAGAUCAUGGCCCAACCAAUUGUGUCCAAUGCAUUGCUGAACCUCCACACAGAGAUGGGAAAACUUCCAUGUACAAGAGUUCACAGACCAAUGCCAACACCUGCCAUUAACCGUCCUCAACGCGGGAACAAGAGCUCCAGAGAUACGCUAUCUUCCAAGCCACCAUCCAUGAGCUCAGUUUACUGUUGGGGUAAUGGGAUGACAACUCCUCUGAAGCUACCCCUCCCCACUAGUGACACACAAGUUACCCAGGUCUCCACGGGUCGUUCACAGCGUGCCUCUAUUACCAAAAACGGACGCCUGUUUGUGUGGGAGGCCUCCGUUGGAACAGACAAUUUAAUGCCAGGGGCAACUGAAGGUCAAUCUUUAGGGUUCAUCCCCCGGUACCUAGAGGGCCAGUCUGCUGUUAACCUACAGCAUGUGUCAUGUGGGGACCUCUUUACAGCUUGUCUCACAGAUCGUGGUAUCCUAAUGACAUUUGGUAGUGGUGCCAACGGAUGCCUAGGCCAUGGAAACUACAACGAUGUCGUACAGGCCAAGAUUGUGGAGUCGUUGCUAGGCUAUGAGGUAGUACAGGUGUCGUGUGGCGCCACCCACGUACUAGCUGUCACUAACGAACAUGAAGUGUUUGCCUGGGGACGGGGUGAUAACGGUCGACUUGGCCUUGGUAGCCAGGACUCGUUCUCCACACCUCAGAUGGUCCCGGUACCUAAACCACAUCAUCCGUCCUCUGUCCAUUGUGGGAUGGACUGCUCAAUGAUCCUCACACUAGAAAACAAACUUCUGUGUUCUGGAAGUAACAGGUACAAUAAACUAGGCCUUGACGAGAUUGGACCAGAUGGCAGCUGUUCUAAAGUUGUAGAGGAUGUGUACAAUUUCAUGAGUAUUGCAUCACAUCCUAUUAAUGAGAUGGCGGUAAAAAUGGUUGCACUAGGGACAUCCCACUCAGGUGUUGUAACAGUGGAGGGUCAGUGCUAUGUGUUCGGAUCUAACCAGUUUGGACAGUUGGGAAAUUCUGAGGGUACACACAGACAGAUACAGCUAGUGCAAGCUCUCCUUAACCAGAAGGUGACAUUGGUAGCCUGUGGGGAUACAUUUACAGUGGCGGCCAUUGAAGAGGGAGAGGUAUACUCCUGGGGAAACAGUGCACGAGGCAGACUAGGAAGGUCAGACGCAGAAUCUUCACCCAAGAAAGUAAAUCUAUCCUCAGAUGAACUCUUCUCUGUCAUAUCUAUAUCCUGUAACCAUGGAAACACACUGCUGGCAACUAGACCUGUCCAAAGAACUGACAGUCCCUCUAUGGAACAGUGACACCUUUAUAUACAAACACUGUGUAUAAUGACCAGCCCUCCAUGGAACAUUGAUGUUUGUGUAUAAUGACCAUCCCUCCAUGGAACAGUGAUGUCUAUGUAUACUGACCAUCCCUCCAUGGAACAGUGAUGUUUGUGUAUAAUGACCAUCCCUCCAUGGAACAGUGAUGUUUGUGUAUAAUGACCAACCCUCCAUGGAACAGUGAUGUCUAUGUAUACUGACCAUCCCUCCAUGGAACAGUGAUGUCUAUGUAUACUGACCAUCCCUCCAUGGAACAGUGAUGUUUGUGUAUAAUGACCAUCCCUCCAUGGAACAGUGAUGUUUGUGUAUAAUGACCAUCCCUCCAUGGAACAGUGAUGUUUGUGUAUAAUGACCAUCCCUCCAUGGAACAGUGAUGUUUGUGUAUAAUGACCAUCCCUCCAUGGAACAGUGAUGUUUGUGUAUAAUGACCAUCCCUCCAUGGAACAGUGAUGUUUGUGUAUAAUGACCAUCCCUCCAUGGAACAGUGAUGUCUGUGUAUACUGACCAUCCCUCCAUGGAACAGUAUACAGUUGUUUCAUGCCUUAUCAGUCAACAGUCAAAACUAUUUUCCCGAGGAGUUGGGACCCUCCAGAUGAACUGUUUCCCGCGGCCGCAGUGAUGUUUGUGUAUAAUGACCAACACUCCAUGGAACAGUGAUGUUUGUGUAUAGUGACCAUCCCUCCAUGGAACAGUGAUGUUUGUGUAUAAGGACAGUCCCUCGAAAGAACAUUGACACCUGUGUAUAAUGAAUGUCCAUCCAUGGAACAAUUAUACCUGUGUAUAAUGACGAUCCCUCCAUGGAACAGUGACACCUGUGUAUAAUGACCAUCCCUCCAUGGAACAGUGGCACCUGUAUAUUUUUACUGUCUGACCAUGGAACAGUGGCACCUAUUCCUUCAUUGAAAAAUGAUACUUAGAUGCAGAUUUUUUUGAUUUUUUUUAAAAUAUAGGCUAUAAGUUGCUUGUUAGGGUAUAUGACGUACCUGUUUGUGAUAGAUGUAGAUGCUGGUGGAUGCUGGUUGUCAGAGAUGAAGGCUGUGUUUGUGAUGUGUAAUGUAUCUUACGCUAAUGUAUCAAAAGUAGUGUUACAUUCAAAAUCUGUCUCAUAUGUUUUGCUUAUACUCCAGAUGAUUGUUCUCUGUUCUAUAUGUUUUAUGUUAUGGAAUCCAACAAUAAGGAAGCAUCAAGUAAACUUGUUGGAUGUAAUUAUUGAAAUAUGAUGUUACCUGUCCGAAUAAAACCUGUACAAUCUGGAAUUCUGUAUAAAACAGAUUUCCAAUUUAAUAUUUUAUGUACUUAACAUUACAUUAUGGAAGUUGUAAAUCUAAAAUGAAAGUUCAUGUGUGCUCUAUCCAAAACUUGUUUAUUUUUGAGAAAUGCAAUAUUUUAAAAGACUUUAUCGUUGAAUCCAAACACAAAUUUUGGAGGUUACAUAAGCAUAUUUAAUGGUUUUUUUUAUAUUACAUAGUUGAAUAUUUGAUGCUAUAUUACAUAUCUUCGUGAUAUUAUGUGUAUCAUUUUACUAUGCAUCAUUGACUGUCUACGCAGAUCCGUCCUGUAUCUCACUGUGAUAAAUAUCAUGUAUGAAAACUACAGACCUUUGUUGUGUGUUACGUUACUUGGGAAUGCAUCCCACUCAACCGUAGAAUGCUAAUCACUUCACUGGACAAAGUCAUCAACUUUACCUGACAAGAUCACCUACUCUUCCCGGGAUGGCGAACCAUUCCACGUGGUCAGAUUGGGAAGAUCAUCCAGUUUCCUGUGAAGGUCAUACACUCGAUUUAGUAAGGUCAGCUGAUCAUCUACACCUGGUCUUGUUGGAAAUUGUCUAAAAGAUGUCUUCAGAUAUAAGUCCAUGUUACAGCUGUUAAUGUUUCCAUAGCUACUAGCAGUGUUGUUGUGUGUUUGUCCAUUCACUUGGGCCUUUUACUUAAGUACCAGAACCGAGACAAAUUUAUAAAAAAACAACUUACAAAUGAUAAAAUUGGCAACCUCUUUGUCUAUUGAUUGACAUUGACUAUCAUGGUCUCUGUUUCAUUUUGUUUUAUGCAAUAAACAACAUCGUACUGAACAUCAAGUCCAAUGAUUUUAUUUAUAGUACAGAUACAACAAUGCAGUAUGUAGGAUAUCAUUAAGACAUGUACAGCUGAAGUAUCCACCCGCAUACAUCAU